This is a messenger RNA of Anopheles merus, 1946 nucleotides long. RefSeq names its product serine incorporator 1 (gene TMS1). The transcript has 4 exons. Gene Ontology annotation, cellular component: membrane. NCBI's taxonomy places the organism in Eukaryota, Metazoa, Arthropoda, Insecta, Diptera, Culicidae. The record is from RefSeq and is a predicted model, not a curated record. Bases 166 to 1512 code for a protein of 448 amino acids.
CAACUGUCACUUUCCUUUGUUGUUGAAAAAGCGAAUCCUACACGGAAGGGUGAUUGUUUGUUCGGGCUUCGAGAAAAAGAGUCGUAAUUAAAGUGUUCUGUGCAAAUUUUCACAAAAAAUCCUCCAUCGAACGAAACCAAACGAUAAACGGGAUAAGCGUUUAUAAUGGGAGCCGUUUUGGGACUGGUUUCAGCGGCCAACCUGGCCUGCUGCUGCACGGGAACGGCCUGCUCGCUGUGCUGCUCCCUGUGCCCCUCGUCGCUCAAGUCCAACUCGACCGCGACCCGCUUCAUGUACGCGCUGAUGCUGGUGCUCGGUGCCAUCGUGGGGGCCAUCAUGUUAGCGCCCGGUCUGCAGGACUUCCUGCAGAAGGUACCGUUCUGUGCGAACUCAACGUCGACCGCUUCCGGCUUUGUGCCGGGCGGUGAAACGAUCGACUGUAGCUCGGCCGUCGGCUAUCUGGCCGUGUAUCGCAUUUGCUUUGCGCUCGUGUGCUUCUUCGCCCUGUGGGCACUGAUGAUGAUCGGCGUGCGCUCGUCGAAGGACCCGCGGGCCGCACUGCAGAACGGUUUCUGGGGCAUCAAGUUUAUGAUCGUGAUCUGCAUCGCGAUCGGUGCCUUUUUCAUCCCGGAAACCGGGUUCGGGCCGGCCUGGAUGUGGGUCGGCCUGAUCGGAGGGUUCGCCUUCAUACUGGUGCAGCUCGUGUACAUCAUUGACUUUGCGCACAACUGGGCGGAGGCCUGGGUGAGCAACUACGAGGAGGACGAGUCGCGCGGCUGGUUUGCGGCCCUGUGCUGCGCCACCGGCGUGCAGUACGUGCUGUCGCUGACCGGCAUCGUGCUGCUGUACGUGUACUUCACGCAGGCGGACGAUUGCUCGCUGAACAAGUUCUUCAUCACGUUCAAUAUGCUGCUGUGCAUCGCGGUUAGCUUUUUGUCGAUUUUGCCCCGCGUACAGGAGUACCAGCCCCGGUCGGGGCUGCUGCAAAGCGCCAUGGUAACGCUGUACACGGUCUAUCUGACCUGGUCGGCCGUCGCGAACAAUCCGGAUGCGGAGUGCAAUCCCGGCUUCCUGGGCAUCAUUGGCGAGAAAUCGAACAAGGUACACUUUGACAAGACGAGCAUCGUGGGGCUGAUCAUUUGGUUGCUGUGCAUCCUGUACUCGUCCCUCCGCUCGGCCAGCAACGUGUCGCGGCUUCCCGAUCUGGAAAAUCAAGAUCUUACAGCUAGCGAUGAUGGAUCGAAUGCCGGCGGUCGCCAUGGCAAUGAGGUGCGUGACAACGAGGAGAGUGCCGUCGCGUACAACUGGUCCCUGUUUCACAUCGUCUUCAUCACGGCCACGCUGUACGUGAUGAUGACGCUUACCAACUGGUAUCAGCCAAAUUCUUCACUCGAUACGCUGAACGCGAAUGCUGCCUCGAUGUGGGUGAAGGUGGUUUCCAGCUGGAUGUGCGUUGCCCUGUACGGCUGGACGCUGGUGGCCCCGAUGGUACUUACCGACCGUGAAUUUUAAGCUGGUCUAAAUAAUGUGCUACACUUUUCCCGCUACAACUAUAUUACUCAUCUUGAACUAACUUUACCCGAUAGGAAUGUAAGACAAAUUAUAGUUUUUUUUUUAAAUGAAUUAAUUGUGAUAUGAAUAAGAGAGGGAACUGGAGGAGGAUGAAGAAUUGGGCGAGAAUUGUAGGCAGCAUAUGAAGCCGGGUGCGGAUAAUGUGCGUAGGAAAAUUAGUUCUGGGAAUCACAUACUCUUUCAACGCUAAUAUUAAUUCUAUAUUUUACGCAACAUUUGGUUUGAAAGUCUAGUUUUCCCAAUGUACAUAGCGUCACACAUGCACGAUCCCAGCCGGUCUAUGUGUGUGAGGUUAUACAUUUAGCAACGAUCAUCUUCAACUCCCAAAAAACAAACAGCAACUAUACGAACCGCCAAUAAAGCUAGUGGACUUU